This is a messenger RNA of Ostreobium quekettii, 1803 nucleotides long. The record is from the annotation of a GenBank genome assembly. Lineage: Eukaryota; Viridiplantae; Chlorophyta; Ulvophyceae; Bryopsidales; Ostreobiaceae.
AUGCCGUCCAAGACAUUGCUUCCUCCAGCCAAGGAUGUGGAAGAAGGGCCCUACGAUCUGAAGACUCUUGACGCUCCCGUCAUGCGGGGCGUCAAGCUCAAGCUGUUUGUCACCUUGGCUGUUGAGAGCCCCCUGUUUGCGUUAGUGAAGCGUGCGCUGUUCAAAAAGAGCGGACUUCCCCAGGUUCUCAACGAUGUUGACAUUCCUGAGCUACCAAAAUUCUUUCCAGAGCCCUUGUUUCCCCAAGGGGAAUAUCAGGCCACUCCUACUUUGGCACCAACUAGCACGCCCAAAGAGAAGUUGAAUUUUGCGCUCAAAAGUGUGACCUCCGACUUCUUCACACCAAGUGGACCUCUUGCCACUACACCAAGGCCAACAGUGAGGGUCUACCAUAAGGCUUACAAGGAAGGGCUGUCAACGCCUACCCAGGUUGCGAACAACAUCAUCAAAUUUCUGAAGGAUCGGGACCUGCACUGGCUGAUCGCAUAUGACGAGAAAGACAUUCUAUUGCAGGCUGAGGCAGCAACAAAGCGUUACAGCGAAGGCCAGCCACUGUCAGUGUUGGAUGGGGUGCCAUUCGCUGUGAAGGACACCGUGGAUGCGGCGCCAUACCGGACAACCUGUGGGACAGCCUACUAUGGCACAUGGCGGGAACCGGGCAAGGAAUUCCAGAUUGUGACGUCUCUGAAGUCCCUGGGGGCAGUGCUCCUUGGAAAAACCAACAUGAAUGAGAUCGGUUUGGGUGUGACUGGCAUCAACACUGUCCAUGGGACCCCUGUGAAUCCAUGGGCUGAAGGUCACUGCUGUGGGGGCUCUUCUUCUGGGUCUGGAGCGGUCGUUGGGUCAGGGCUGUGUCCCAUUGCCAUAGCGUCUGAUGGAGGCGGCUCUCUACGCGUUCCGUCGUCUUUCUGUGGAGCUGUGACUCUCAUGGCAUCGCGUGGGCGUUUGAGCCAUGAGGGCACCUGCGCCCUGGACUUCACUGUGGCAGAAUAUGGUCCGGUUGCUGGCUGUGUUGAUGAUGCCAUGAUCACGUACUCCUUGCUGUGCGAUGUGCCAUCCACUCCCCCCAUUGCACUGCCGGAGAGGCCUCCUGCUGGACCACAAAAUGGCAAGCCACUGCGAGGACUGACCAUGGGAAUCUAUUGGCAGUGGUUCAACGAUGCCAACAGCAGCGUGGUCGAGGUUUGCACCAGGGCCGUGCGCCUCCUGGAGGAGCUGGGUGUGUCGCUUAAGGCCAUCAACAUCCCCGACCUGGAGCUCCUGCGUGUGGCCCACACAUGCACCAUCGCCUCCGAAAUGGCACAAGCCUUCAACAGGGCGUACAACGGCAGGAAGUGGAGGAGCCGGAUGAACAAUGACAUCAGGGUGAGCCUUGGCAUUGCCAGGGCCUUCACAGCUAAAGACUACGUACAGGCUCAGAGAAUACGCGGCAGGAUGAUGGUGCACUUCAAGCGCGUGUUGAGUGACGUCGACUUCUUGGUCACUCCUACCGUUCCCAUAACUGCCCCGCCUGUGCACCCCACAGCCCUGAAGACAAACGAAUCCAACGUGAAGCUUACGUCCACAAUCAUGCGCUUCAUGGCGGCCGCGAAUUUCUUGGGGCUGCCUGCAAUGAGCCUGCCAGUUGGUCACGACGAAAAGCAUCUGCCCAUCGGGCUGCAAUUGAUGGGCAAGCACUGGUCGGAGGCGACACUGUUCAAGGCGGCGAACGCCUUGGAGAUGUCUCUGAAGAGUGGCGGGGCGUCUCAAGGGCUGCGCCCAGAGUUUCUGUCGCUAGGGACGAAUCCGUUGGCUGGACUUUAG